UACACGACUCCAAAACGCAAACUCAAUCUCACUAUUUUCUCAAGUCGAAUAUUUUUCGUUUCCACCAGGAAGUUGAGUACAAAGUAUCUAUUAAGAGGUGAUCUCGACUUGAAAUUUUUUUUUAAAUGAAUGGUAAAAAUAAUUUUAAGUUUCAUUUAACUCCGGUGGAAACUCUAUUUUCAACUCGACUCUGUUGAACUCAACUUCACUAGGUGGAAACAUAGCCAAUAUUAUCCCUGGGUUAUUAUACCAACGUUUGGGAGUAAUCUGUUAAAAAUACAUGUAGAUUGUUAUAAUAAAAAGAAUAGUAAACUAUCUGUAGUUAUAUUAAAGAAACUGUGUAACUAUUAAAUAAAAAAGUUAUGAAAGAAAUACAUAAAGUGCAUAUUUUUUUUAUACUUUGUUAUAUUCUUGAACUAUCAUUGAGAUGCUAUUGUGCAUCAGCUCAUAUUCAUCAGCACAAAAAUACCGAAAGAUUAGAAGAUGGAGCAUUCAGCCCCCGUGAUAACGAUCACUACUCCAAUAAUGGAGAGCAUCACCAUGAAUUUGAUCAUGAAGCUAUCCUCGGAAGCGUAAAGGAUGCUGAAGAAUUUGAUAAAUUGCCAGCAGAAGAAUCUAAAAGGCGUUUGAGAAUUUUAUUACAAAAAAUGGAUUUAAAUGGAAAUGAAGUGAUUGAAAGAAAUGAACUGAAAGCUUGGAUUCUGAGAUCAUUUAGUAUGUUGACUGAAGAAGAAUCUAGAGAUCGAUUGGAAGAUGCUGACUCUAAUGAAGAUGGAAAAAUAACUUGGGAAGAAAUACUUCACGAUACGUACGGUUCUGAUCCAGAAGAUUUAAUUAUUGAUGAAGCACUCGUGAGUAAUGAUAAAAAAAUGUUUCAUGCUGCUGAUUUUAACAAAGAUGGAUAUUUAAAUGCGGAAGAAUUUAAAGCUUACACUCAUCCAGAAGAAACACCUCAAAUGUAUCAAUUCUUGGUACAACAAACUCUUGAUGAAAAAGACAUUGAUAGAAAUGGCUACCUCAGUUUUCAAGAAUUUUUAGGUACUCGAGCACAAAAUGAAAACAAAGAGUGGCUCGUAGUUGAGAAAGAUAAAUUUGAUCAUGAACAUGAUAAAAAUGGUGAUGGAAAACUUGACUCAAAUGAAAUAUUAUCAUGGCUUGUACCCAGUAAUGAGGAAAUAGCAACGGAUGAAGUUGACCACUUAUUUGCUGCAUCAGAUGAUGAUCAUGAUAAUACACUAUCUUUUGAUGAAAUAUUGGAUCAUCAUGAUGUAUUUGUUGGAAGUGAAGCUACAGAUUAUGGUGAUUAUCUUCAGGAUAUCGAACGUUUUACAGAUGAACUUUAAGAAAUAAUACUCAACCGUGAAUUCUCCAAAAAGCAAAGUUUUACUAUUAUUUUAUUUAUUUAAUAUAACUUCGUACAUAAAUAUUUAUUUAUAUGAUCAUGUUCGAAUAAAUCGUCUUUUCUAAUUAUUGAU
Chelonus insularis is the source of this 1475-nucleotide messenger RNA. RefSeq names its product reticulocalbin-2. The record is from RefSeq and is a predicted model, not a curated record. Bases 363 to 1343 code for a protein of 326 amino acids. Lineage: Eukaryota; Metazoa; Arthropoda; Insecta; Hymenoptera; Braconidae. Gene Ontology annotation, molecular function: calcium ion binding. The transcript is spliced from 4 exons. Gene Ontology annotation, cellular component: endoplasmic reticulum.